Molecule: messenger RNA, 1181 nt
Organism: Camelina sativa (false flax)
Lineage: Eukaryota; Viridiplantae; Streptophyta; Magnoliopsida; Brassicales; Brassicaceae
Product: mitochondrial outer membrane protein porin 1
Biological process (GO): monoatomic anion transmembrane transport
Cellular component (GO): mitochondrial outer membrane
Molecular function (GO): voltage-gated monoatomic anion channel activity
Source: RefSeq, a predicted model, not a curated record
AGAGAGAGUCAGAGAGAGACGACGCCCACACACAUCUUUCCCCUCAGCUCUCUCUCUUCCAAUUUCUUUUUUUUUUUUUCUUCCCCAACAGAGAAAGCAAAGCAACAAUGGUGAAAGGUCCUGGUCUCUACACCGAAAUCGGCAAAAAAGCCAGAGAUCUUCUGUACAGAGACCACAACAGCGAUCAGAAGUUCAGUAUCACCACUUACUCCCCUGCUGGUGUUGCCAUCACCUCAUCUGGAACUAAGAAAGGUGACGUUUUGUUGGGAGAUGUUGCUUUUCAAUCCAAGCAAAAGAACGUUACUACUGAUUUGAAAGUUUGCACUGAUUCUACCGUCCUGAUCACUGCUACCGUUGAUGAGGCUGCACCUGGACUGAAGUCUAUCUUCAGCUUCAAGGCUCCUGACCAAAAUUCUGGCAAGAUUGAGGUGCAAUACUUGCAUGACUAUGCCGGUAUCAGCACAAGCAUGGGAUUGACUCAGAACCCAACUGUCAACUUCUCUGGUGUGAUUGGCACCAAUGUCUUGGCUGUUGGUACUGAUGUUUCAUUCGACACCAAGUCUGGCAAUUUCACCAAGAUCAACGCUGGUUUAAGCUUUGCUAAGGAGGACUUAAUUGCCUCCCUUACCGUGAACGAGAAGUUUGAUCUAUUGAAUGCGUCCUACUAUCACAUUGUGAACCCGGUGUUCAACACUGCCGUUGGAGCAGAAGUGAGCCACAGGUUCUCUAACAAAGACAACACCAUAACCGUUGGAACACAGCACUCGCUUGACCCCUUGACCUCUGUGAAAGCACGUGUUAACAGUGCCGGUAUUGCCAGUGCGCUCAUUCAACACGAGUGGAAGCCCAAGUCCUUCUUCACUAUCUCUGGAGAAGUCGACACAAAGGCCAUUGACAAGAAUGCUAAAGUUGGUUUGGCUCUCGCACUCAAGCCUUGAAAACUGAGAUGGAAGAAGAAGUUGCUAUAGCUUUUUUUUUAACUAGUUUCUUUCUACGUUCUGUUUUUCUCUCUACAUGGCUACUCAUGGUUUGAAUGGCUACUACUCAACUUUCCCAUUUUCUUGUCGGAUUUGUAGAAGAAUAAUAAGUUGAAAAAGGAUCAUCUUGAGGUUAUGUGAUGAAACCCUAACAAUUUGUUCGGUUUCAAUUUUUAUUUGCAAUGUAUCUGGGUUCAUGUAUGA